CCCGGAAGUCUCGCGAUGUUGCGUCUCUGGGUUUAGAAAGCCUGAUAUAAGUAGAUAACACUAAAAGCAAAUAUUUACAUCUGUGAGUUCACUCAAAUAUUUUUGACGAAUUGUAACAGUCAGCCAUAACGUUAGCUGGUUUAGGUAAGGCAUGUUUUUUUGACAAAUCAUACACGUUGGGUGGCGUUUUAUAAAAUGGAAGAGCCGUGGGAUUUCGAGGUUUUAUCCCGUAUUGUGGACGGGUUUGUUUCGUUUCUUUCCGAGUUUGUGGAUGACUGGUUGGCUAAUGAUAUGAGAGUGUCAAUAUUCAAGAUCCUGUUUAGCUGGCUUGUUGUCAGUCUCAUUGCCAUCCACUUCGCUUGGAGAGUUUACGGAAACACUGUGAACGAUAUGUAUUACCGACAAGGUACUAGUGGACAGAAUGGAGGCACACCUGACACUGCACCUCACCGCAGUGGAUGGGAGAGUGCUGCAGGGGACACCAUCAAGACACACCGUGAGUGACAGACGGGACAUAACAAGUUGGACUACAUUCUACUUGUUCUCUGUCGAAUCAGACUCAGUGCUGCUGAGUGGACACAGACUUGAUAUGUUGUGCCUUUUCAAAUGGGCUGGAGUUCAUUGAUGAGGUGGGCCUGCAGACGCUUCCUUACUCUACGCUGGAAAAGUAUUUUUCCCGGACGGUUGUCAUGAAGGGGUAACUAAUCAGGCUCAGUUUACAUCCAGACAGCCACACCAUGCGAUAAGCUAAGAUAUUCUCUCAUAUGUCAUAUCUUUUUAAAUAUCAUAUUUUAAAAUGAAGCUUAUGUAAAAAAAAAAUACCACCUUUUGAUUGGUGAGCCAUUAAAAUAUCUAUCCAAGUCUAUGUCCUCUGAUUGGUUGAAGAUUGAACUGAAAUGUUAUUCUAAUCUACCGGUAGACAGAAUCUGAAAAGACUCGACAACUGCUGUGAGUUGUGACUGCUGUUAUGUCCAUAACAUAUUAAUGUAUGAAUAAGGAGUUGUUUUUAUUUCCACUGGAGCAAGGCUACAUAGUAAUCCAUGAAGAGUGCGCUGGAGAAAGUGGUCAGAGAUAGAAGCCUUACAUUAAAUGGCAGCUCCCCUCAAACUCUUGAUUUCUUUUUCUAGACAGACUCACCUUAUUAUAGUCGUUGUACACCCCUCUAUGGCUGGAACCUCCAUACUGAGAAGGAGCAAAUGCAUGAGGCCUCUUGACUGUCUUCUGAUUUAAAGUCACAUUUAGUUUUUUUUAAAUUCUCUAAUACGAUGUCCAGCACACAACCCACGAUUGCUCUGUACAAGAACACUCUCCACAAAUAUCCACAAAUAACCAAAAAGUAAGCAAUUUAGGCUAUUCAUUAGACAUAACUGACUGCGACUUUUUAAAAUUAAACGUGGACUUCCAGAAGGGCUUGCUGGAAAGGGGUAUAAUUGGCAAGGUCAACUUCGAAAAGCUGAGCUCUGAAUAUAUUUAAGUCUACUCAGUAUGGAUUCAUACUGAAAUGUGUGCUUAGCUGCUUUUGGGCCCUCGUCUUCAUCAACGACCAGACACGACUAUGGGGAUUGGUGGGAUCAGCAGGAUGUACACAUCCAUCACAUUGGUACCCAUUAACCCUGGUAGGAGCAGUCACUUCCCACCAGACAGGUGUGAAAAGGUGAAGGAAUCAUUGUUAAUGAGGAUGCCUCAGUGUCCAGCCCCUGUGCUCGUGCUUCUUCUCCAAGCCCUGCGUCUAUGACCGCCCCUGCUGCCUCAGUUGGCCGUCUUGACCAUCUGUCCCACCACGCAGGAACGGGGGACCCUUCGGAGGGAGUGCCUCCCAGCACCAGCCCCACUCGCAGAGCUAGCUCUUGGUUCUGCCCACCACACCCCUUGCCUGUCAACUGCGCAGUGGGCUCUCCCCCAGCCAGCAGACGGUGGCUCCCCAGCCCUCCCCACGCCAAGCACCUGCAUGGCAUAAAUCCCAACUCACCACGCCCGUCUUGGGCCCCAGCUUCAGAAUCUCAGCAGGCAACUAAGGAGGGGGCUCGUCACGGGAGCUGGCAAAGUGAGCCAGUAGACCAUAAAGGCGAGACAGACUGUACGUCCCCACACACCACUGGCGACAGCACAACUGGACGGAAUCCGAGCUCCCCUGCACGUCGCCCUGCGCAUUCCUGAGCAAUACUGUUGGAGCCAAUCACAGCAUUGAGAACAUAUGCCACCCUGUCUGACUGCUCUCCAGCCUCCUCCCACCGGGGAGCUGAGCGUCCAGGGACCUGCUUGACUGAGGUGGGGAGAGAGGCUGCGGUUAGCCCAUAGCGGUCCAGCACCGACCAAAUCUCCUGAGGCCACGCCUCAGUCUACAAUAUGGGGCCGCUGGGCUUUUAAGUCCAGGGGAUCUCAGAUAACAUCAGACAGAACCAGGGCCACCACCUGUUUCGAAAAUGUUAACAGGGAUAAUUUAUUUGACCACAAUAUAAAAGUUAAUGUGCAAGUCCGCCUCCCUUCAAUAACGAGGGCAUGGCGUACAGAGUUAAGCUCCUGAAUGGUAGCCCCAACACCAAGACAGUCUGUCUGAGUGUAACAUUCUGUUUUUCUUGAAGAGAGAUGAGUGGGACUGGGGAAGGCAAGAGUGCAGACCCUCCUACACGUGUGUUAAAUGUCCAAUGCAGCAGAAUGUAUCUAUCAAAUCAUUUCUGGGUAACAA
Molecule: messenger RNA, 2686 nt
Organism: Oncorhynchus gorbuscha (pink salmon)
Lineage: Eukaryota; Metazoa; Chordata; Actinopteri; Salmoniformes; Salmonidae
Product: T-cell leukemia translocation-altered gene protein homolog
Exons: 3
Coding region: 196-504 (102 amino acids)
Source: RefSeq, a predicted model, not a curated record